Molecule: messenger RNA, 1703 nt
Organism: Oryzias latipes (Japanese medaka)
Lineage: Eukaryota; Metazoa; Chordata; Actinopteri; Beloniformes; Adrianichthyidae
Gene: dhrs7b
Product: dehydrogenase/reductase (SDR family) member 7B
Cellular component (GO): membrane
Molecular function (GO): oxidoreductase activity
Source: RefSeq, a predicted model, not a curated record
UUUCCCCUUAGAUUUCAGAUCAAAUAAAGAAAACCCCUUGUGAAUGAAGAACAUGCAGAUGCUACUUUAGCUGAUUACUUAAAUCAAAUGAGGUGACUUCAAAUGGAUAAAGUCACAUUUUACCAUCGAAAAUUGCAGGUAGCUUGUUGGCUUUACCCUAAUGGACUGUGAGAGUUUAUUGUGAGGUGCGAUUUUUAUUCAUAUCAAUUAAAUGUUAGUAUAUUUUUAAACAUCAACUGACUCUUAUGCCUAAAAUUAUUUGAUGAAUUUAUAUUCCCCUUACUCUGAGAUAAACCGUUUAGCUUGAUCACACCAAGAAAGCAGCUUGACUUUUACAUUUGUUUUAAUUAAUUUACUUUUGGGUCAAACAAUAAGUUCUUAGUACUUUAAAGAACAGCUUUUCAUUUUUCUAGUUUAUUAAAUGGGAACUAUGGGUUUUAGGUAAUAACUCCGUAAUCGCUGGUGUGUUUAGCUUUUUGUAUUGUGACUACGACUCCCAUAAGCCUUUGCUGUACUCAUGCCCUGCUCCACUGCUGACUGAGGCUAGCUAGCCGAACUGCAGAGGUUGGGCCCUUUUCCGUUCUUUUAGGAAAGCCUAACCCACACGGAACAUAUUUUUUAAAUCGACACCAUUCUUCACGACAGGUAAACUCCCAGAAGGAAUAGUGACUGUUGGAGAAGCAGCGUGUCAUGGGGGGAGCAACACUUCCUCUGGUUUUGACCACUUUAGGGGUCUUGCUUCUGUACCGGAUCCUGACCCGCCUCAGAUCAAAUGGUUCUGUUCAGGGUUUGGUUGUCGUCAUCACAGGGGCCAGCUCCGGACUUGGAAAAGAGUGUGCUCGAGUCUUUCACGCUGCAGGUGCACGGCUUGUUGUGUGUGGAAGAGAUGCAGGUCGCCUUCAGCAGGUGGUGCAGGAGCUUACAGCAAGUACCACUGCAACUCAGAAGCAGACUUUUUCCCCCAGCACUGUUAUCUUUGACCUGGCUAAGGCAGACACUAUAGGAAAAGCUGCUGAAGAAAUCCUUAAAUGUUAUGGACACGUGGAUGUUCUUAUCAAUAAUGCUGGAAUCAGUUACCGUGGCAACAUACUGGACACCCACAUUUCAGUUCAAAGAGAAGUUAUGGAAACAAAUUACUUUGGACCCAUCUCUCUUACCCAAGCCCUGCUGCCCUCCAUGGUUCACAGACGAAGCGGUCACAUCGUUGUCAUCAGCAGCGUGCAGGGAAAGAUAGCCAUUCCUUCCAGAUCUGCUUAUGCAGCAUCCAAGCAUGCAACUCAGGCAUUUUUCGACUGUUUACGGGCAGAGAUUGAGCAGAAUGGGAUCUCAGUGACGGUCAUCAGCCCCGGGUACAUCCAAACCGACCUGUCAAUCAAUGCUGUCACCGGAGAUGGCUCCAAAUAUGGAAUCAUGGACAAAGCCACCGCGGCUGGUCAGAACCCCAGGGACGUGGCUCAUGCCGUCCUGAAGGCCGUCUGUCAGAGGAGCAGCGACGUUCUCCUGGCUGGAACGCUGCCUUCUGUGGCCGUCUACCUGCGCACGCUGUGGCCAGCGCUGUUCUUCAAACUCAUGUCUUCACGAGCUCGCAAAGAGCAGAAACUGAAGGAGAAGUGAGAAUCCCGAACUCCAGAUUAAACAUGCAGAAAGAUACUGGAUGAAUGUUGUAUGAGUGAGCGAUCAAUAAAUCUAUUUUUUUAACAUUG